AUGGCAUCGAGUUCGAUGAAGUCGGCCCGCGGGUCCUCCUCGUCUUGGACGCCGAAGCAAAACAAGCAAUUCGAGGAGGCCCUGGCCAUGUUCGACAAGGACACGCCCGACAGGUGGCACAACAUAGCUCGGAGGAUUAGCGGUAAGUCGGCCGAGGAAGUCCAGAGCCACUAUGAGUUGCUCGUCAGGGAAAUCAUGCAAAUCGAAACCGACCAAGUCCCCAUACCCAACUACAAGACCACACCCACCAAUGCCAGACCAAUCUACACUAAUGAGCUCAGGCUCAUGAAGAAUCUCAAGCUGCAGUGA
Molecule: messenger RNA, 309 nt
Organism: Striga hermonthica
Lineage: Eukaryota; Viridiplantae; Streptophyta; Magnoliopsida; Lamiales; Orobanchaceae
Source: the annotation of a GenBank genome assembly